Pecten maximus is the source of this 432-nucleotide messenger RNA. RefSeq names its product unconventional myosin-VI-like. The record is from RefSeq and is a predicted model, not a curated record. NCBI's taxonomy places the organism in Eukaryota, Metazoa, Mollusca, Bivalvia, Pectinida, Pectinidae. The coding region runs from base 4 to 417 and encodes 137 amino acids. The transcript has 4 exons.
GAGAUGGAAAGAGAGAAAAAGAGGAAAGAAGAAGAGGAAAGAAAGAAAAGAGAAGAGGAAGCAGAGAGGAAGCUGAAGGUAGAGAUGGAGGCUAAGAGGAAACGUGAAGAGGAGGAGCAGAAGAAGAAAGCUGAAGCAGACCGUUUGGAACGAGAGAAGAUGAAGACCUUACUGGCCAAGGAGGCAAAUGAGAACAAAGAAAGACAACAACAGCUGGAACAGGAGCACAGAGACAGAGAACUGGCUUUGCGUCUUGCUAUGGAGGACCAGAAUGCUGUGGAGGAUGUGGUGGUACCCCCGCUACAGAGCACUACAAAAGAAAGGUAUAUGGAAUCACCACCAUUUUCUUCUUACUUUUCUGAAUGCCACAGAAUUUUGGAUUUACGAUUGCCAAUAUCCUGCUUUUCUAGCUUCUAGAUCUAACGAAGCUUG